CGGAGGCGGGGCGUCCGGACACGCGUCCCUCUCCGCGCAUGCGCGCCGCCAGCCCAGCAAUGGCUGCGCCCGAGACGUCGUUGAGGAAGCGGAAAACCGGGGACGCGGACCCCGCGCCAGGGUCGCCGCCCGCUGAGGGCCGCGAUUCCGCGGACAGCCCGGCCCGCCUCCGCCCGGGCACCUUCUGGCUGACCAGGAUCGUGCUCCUGAAGGCCCUGGCUUUCGUUUACUUCGUGGCGUUCUUGGUGGCUCUCCAGCAGAACAAGCAGCUGAUUGGCAACAGGGGCCUGCUGCCCUGCAAAGCGUACCUGACCAACAUCCAGCGCUACUUCCAGGGCCGGCGCGGCUGGGAGGCCCUGAGCUCCGUCCCGACCGUCUUCUGGCUGCUGGACUGGUCAGACAUGAACUUCAACCUGGACCUCCUGGCGCUGCUGGGCUUGGGCAUCUCGUCGUUCGUCCUGAUAGCUGGCUGCGCCAACAUGGUCCUCAUGGCCGCCCUCUGGGUGCUCUACCUGUCCCUGGUCAACGUGGGGCAGGUCUGGUAUUCUUUCGGAUGGGAGUCCCAGCUCCUGGAAACGGGGUUCCUGGGGGUGUUCCUGUGCCCGCUGUGGACCCUGGCGCCCCUGCCCAGGCGCAGCCCCACGUCCCGCGUCGUGCUGUGGGGCUUCCGAUGGCUGGUGUUCAGGAUCAUGCUCGGCGCGGGCCUGAUCAAGAUCCGGGGGGACACGUGCUGGCGAGACCUCACCUGCAUGGACUUCCACUACGAGACGCAGCCGGUGCCCAACCCGAUGUCCUACUACCUGCACCGGUCGCCCUGGUGGUUCCACCGCUUCGAGACGCUCAGCAACCACUUCCUGGAGCUGGUGGUGCCCUUCUUCCUCUUCCUGGGCCGCCGCAUGUGCAUCCUGCACGGGCUGCUGCAGAUCCUGUUCCAGGUGGUGCUCAUCGUGAGUGGGAACCUGAGCUUCCUGAACUGGCUGACCAUCGUGCCCAGCCUCGCCUGCUUUGACGACGCCACCCUGGGGCCGCUGUUCCCCUCUGGGCUGCGCAGCCUCAAGUGCCGGGUCCUGGCGGUGCAGCAGGAGGACGCCCGUGGGGCCGGGCCCCGGCCCAGACUUGGCUGUCUGGUGCGGCGGGCGGCCAACCUCUCGCUGGGCGUCCUGGUGGCCUGGCUCAGCGUCCCCGUGGUCCUCAACUUGCUGAACAGCAAGCAGAUCAUGAACACCUCCUUCGGCCCGCUAAGGAUCGUCAACUCCUACGGGGCCUUCGGGAGCAUCACCAAGGAGCGGACAGAGGUGAUCCUGCAGGGUACAGCCAGCCCCAACGCUAGCGCCCCCGACGCCGUGUGGGAGGACUACGAAUUCAAGUGCAAGCCGGGGGACCCCCGGAGACGGCCCUGCCUCAUCUCCCCGUACCACUACCGCCUGGACUGGCUCAUGUGGUUCGCGGCCUUCGGGACCUACGAGCACAACGAGUGGGUCAUCCACCUGGCCGGCAAGCUCCUCGCCAACGACCCCGAGGCCCUGUCCCUGCUGGCGCUCAACCCCUUCUCCGGCAGAGACCCUCCCAGGUGGGUCCGAGGAGAGCACUACAGGUACAAGUUCAGCCGCCCCGGGGGCAGACACGCCGCCGAGGGCAAGUGGUGGGUGCGGAAGCGGAUCGGCCCCUACUUCCCGGCGCUCAGCCUGCGCGACCUGCAGGACUACUUCAGGGCCCGAGAGUGGCCGCACCCGAGGCUGGCCAGGCACGCGGCGUGAAAUAAAGACAGAAGACCCGC
Molecule: messenger RNA, 1777 nt
Organism: Microcebus murinus (gray mouse lemur)
Lineage: Eukaryota; Metazoa; Chordata; Mammalia; Primates; Cheirogaleidae
Source: RefSeq, a predicted model, not a curated record